Molecule: messenger RNA, 372 nt
Organism: Caenorhabditis remanei
Lineage: Eukaryota; Metazoa; Nematoda; Chromadorea; Rhabditida; Rhabditidae
Exons: 2
Coding region: 1-372 (123 amino acids)
Source: RefSeq, a predicted model, not a curated record
AUGGCACCAAAAGGGACCACUGUUUCUGCGAGAAUUGAAAGCACCACGGCGGAAACUUUCAAUCAUGUCAUUAUUGUGAUUCGAAACUUCAAGGAGACGGAGACGUGGUUCCUAAUUCUCAUCAGCAUCAUGGCCCUCCUCAUCUCGCUUCUCUGUGGUAUCUGGUGUCUGUUAGCUGCGAAAAAUGUGAGACAAGAUGGGACAUUGAUUAUUCUGGACGAUGAUGAGCACGAUAGAUCAAAAGGUUCGAGAUCCACUGCCGGCUCAGAAUUCUCGGCGAUUGAUAUGGAGGAAGAUGAGAAGGGAGGAAACGGAGGAAUCAAAGAGUAUCUGAAGGGAAUUGGGCGGAGUCUCAUUUUUAUGAAGAAGUAG